This is a messenger RNA of Acanthosepion pharaonis, 501 nucleotides long. The record is from the annotation of a GenBank genome assembly. Lineage: Eukaryota; Metazoa; Mollusca; Cephalopoda; Sepiida; Sepiidae.
AUGUUUAACUUCGGUAGUCGAUCGAAAAUCGAUGCUUUCAAUGUCGCUGUUCUUCCGCUGGUAUCGACACCACAACAGGUUCGUCUUGGCUUCUCAUCUCUACCGACUUAUCGAUAUGGUGUGUUUUCUACCUGUUGGAUCAAAGCAGGAACGGAGAUGGGACCUUACAUCGGCAAAGUCGUACAGAGAGACGAGAUCAACAUGACAUCUCCAAAUGAACUCAUGUGGGAGAUAUUUGAUGACCGAGGUGAGAUCAUCUAUUUUCUGGAAGCUGAUCACGGCACUUACUCUUCGUGGCUGUCUUAUGUUAACUGUGCUAGAAAUGAUCAAGAACAGAAUCUGGAAAUCUAUCAGUCUGGCAGAGAGAUUUACUACAGAGCCACCAAGGUAGUUAUUCUUCACUUUUUUCUUUUCUCUUUAUUUCUCUCUAUUUUUUUUUCUUUCUUUUUCUUUUCUCUUUAUUUUUCUUUUCUCAAUUGCUGUGGUGAUCGUUGUGCGUAA